Nycticebus coucang (slow loris) is the source of this 2655-nucleotide messenger RNA. It is a transcript of the gene CTU2, whose product is annotated as cytosolic thiouridylase subunit 2. Gene Ontology annotation, biological process: tRNA wobble position uridine thiolation. Lineage: Eukaryota; Metazoa; Chordata; Mammalia; Primates; Lorisidae. The coding region runs from base 1103 to 2638 and encodes 511 amino acids. The record is from RefSeq and is a predicted model, not a curated record. The transcript has 13 exons. Gene Ontology annotation, cellular component: cytosol. Gene Ontology annotation, molecular function: tRNA binding; sulfurtransferase activity.
AUAGCUUCCCGGGGUGGUGCCUGUGGCUCAGUGAGUAGGGCGCCAGCCCCGUAUGCCAAGUGUGGCGGGUUCGGACCCAGCCCCGGCCAAACUGCAACAGAAAAAUAGCUGGGCGUUGUGGCUGGCGCCUGUAGUCCCAGCUGCUCAGGAGGCUGAGGCAAGAGAAUCGCGUAAACCCAAGAGUUAGAGGUUGCUGUGAGCCAUGUGACGCCACGGCACUCUACCUGAGGGCGGUACAGUGAGACUCUGUCUCUACAAAAAAAAAAAAAUAAAGCUUCCUGGCUCGGCACCCAUAGCUCAGUGAGUAGAGUGCCAGCCACAUAUACUGAGGGUGGCGCGUCCAAGCCUGGCCUGGCCCUGCUAAACAACGACAACUGCAACCAAAAACUAGCCAGGCGUUGAGGCAGGCACCUAUAGUCCCAGCUACUUGGGAGGCUGAGGCAAGAGAAUCGCUUAAGCUCAAGAGUUUCAGGUUGCUGUGAGCUGUGAUGCCAAGACACUCUACUAAGGGCAACAUAGUGAGACUCCGUCUCAAAAAAAAAAAAAAAGAAUAUAGCUUGAAUAUAGCUUCUUAGGCCCUGUCCAGAGUCAUGAUUCUGGGAUUGGGGGAUGAGUCCAGGCCUGUGCAUGAGCCUUGGUCAUUUCUGGCCCAGGUGGGCCCAACACACUAGAGGUGCCAGCUGUGGAGCCCCAUGAUGUUGGGUCCUUGCUGCAGCUUCCUAGCAUCUCCCCACUUCACCCCAAGGAGGUGGCACUUCUGUUGUGGGUAGGGGUUCUUGGGAGCAGGUCAUCAACUCAUUUUUUUAUAGGGGUUGGGGGUGGCCUUGCCCUUCAUGUGCCUGAGUCUAUCCACUCCACUAGCUGUGCCUUUCCUGAGCACCAGGAGGGUGCAAGUGGUGCCUGGGCUCUGGCCCUGGAGGUGUUAGAUGCAGCCUCCAUGCCCCAGGCAACUCAUACCUGGUGGGGAUUGUCGGGGAUGCCCCAGUGAGCUUGCCCUGGGGAAGCACAGCUGGGAAGCCCCUCAGCUUCAUCUCCCUUUGUGAUGGAGCCUUUAAAGAUGGAAAUAGCUAAAGGAAAGACAGUGUGACCCAUCAGGAGGGAGAUGCUGCCUGGUGGUACAGGCACAGACCUGCUCCUUCACCUUCACGUCUGUGUUGCAGGGACUGUUUCAAGGCCUUUUACACCCACAAGUUCAGGGCUAUGCUGGGGAAGAACCGGCUCAUCUUCCCGGGUGCUCUUGACGUGGUCAGGAGGGCCUUCAUCAAGCUCCAUGGUCUGGCAGGUACUUGAGGGUCUGAGUCAAGAUUCUGCCAAAAGACUGCGUUUUGUGCCAGGGGUCAUCUUUGUUGAUGAGGGAGCAGCUUGUGGUCAGAGCCCAGAGGAUAGAGCAAAGACCCUGGCCGAGGUGAAGCUGAUCCUGCAGACUGUUGGGUUCCCGUGGUACCUAGUUGCCUUAGAAGAAGUUUUCAGCCUGCCGCCAGCAGUGCUGCGCUGCUCUGCCCAGGAACCAGCAGGGACUGCAGGGGCUUACAAGGCGGCUGUGGGCAGUUUCCUCCAGCAGCAGCAUACACCUGGGACCCAGGGCACUGAGGACAGUUCCAGCCUGGCUCAGCAGCAGGGACAGCUGUGCCAGCCCCCCCCACAGGGCCCCAUGGGCCUCCAGAGCCCAACAGGGUCACCUGUAGCUGCCCAGACUGAGGCUUUGUCCAGACUGUUCCACUCAGUGGAGACGCUGACAGCCAAGGAAGAGCUUCUGCAGACCCUGAGGACCCACCUGAUCCUACAUGUGGCCAGAGCCCACGGCUAUUCGAAGGUGAUGACAGGGGAGAGUUGCACCCGCCUGGCCAUCAAACUCAUGACCAACCUGGCACUGGGGAGAGGGGCCUUCCUGGCCUGGGACACGGGCUUUUCCGAUGAGCGGCAUGGGGACGUGGUGGUGGUGCGGCCCAUGCGGGACCACACCCUGAAGGAGGUUGCCUUCUACAACCGCCUAUUUGCCGUCCCUUCUGUCUUCACGCCAGCCAUUGACACCAAGGCUCCCGAAAAGGCCAGCAUCCACCGGCUGAUGGAAACCUUCCUGCUGCGCCUGCAGACCCAGUUCCCCUCCACCGUCAGCACCGUGUACAGGACAAGUGAGAAGCUGGCCAAGGCGCCCAGGGACAGCCAUGACCCUGCCUGCUCUGGGCCCCGCUGCCUCCUCUGCCUGUGCACACUGGAUGUUGAUGAUGCUGACAGUGCCACGGCCUUUGGGGCUCAGACCUCCUCGCACCUUUCCCAGAUGCAGCCACCCACUGCCCUGGCUGAGGCAGGGAUGCACCCAGGGCCCUGCUGUCCUCCAGAGGUGGGCAGGGCCCAGGGCUGCUGCAGGGGGGCCUGCGAAAGGGGGGACCCCCGAGUCUACGUCCUUGAGCGACUCUGCUAUGGCUGCCGUGUGAAUAUGAAGGACUUGCCUUCCCUGGAUUCCCUGCCACCCUACAUCCUGGCUGAGGCCCAGCUCCGCCGCCAGAGAGCCUUGGUGCUGCAGGAGGUCCAAGAGUAUCUGAUUGUGGACAGUGACGGGGAGGCAGAGACCACAGAGAGCUCAACCUCGAUGUGCAGUGAGGGCAGCCACCCAGCCCCAAGGGAAGGCAAGGACUGAGGGCUGGCCCUGUGAUU